AUGUUCUACCGUCGUAUUACCAUUCUACGCGUUAUGGCGUCCUCCUCUUCGUCUUUUUCGUCUUCCUCCUCUUCAUCGUCCUCUUCUUCAUCUUCAUCUUCAUCGUCUGCCUACACCAAACAAACUCAUAUACAUCCUGCUUCACCCUAUGAUGUGUUGGGGGUGACGCCGAAUACACCAUUCAAAGAAGUGAAGGCGCGAUUUCAUGAACUUACUCGUCAUUAUCACCCAGACAUGCCGCAAGGGGAUCCAGGGAAGUUUAGAGAAAUAAAUGCCGCCUACCGACAAAUCCGCGCCGCACAACGUGAGCGGAAGUCGGAGAGUUUUAAUACAGAGAAUUUUAACAGCAGUGAAAAUAAUAAUUUUUGGUCAAAUCGUAACUACAAAAACGUGAAUGAUCGGGAGUAUGAUUACACCUAUGCACGUGAACGGGAGCGUAGAGAUCGAUAUACCAAUCCAAAACGAUAUCAGAAUGCAUAUAUACGUGAUAUUAUGUGGUUUUAUGAAGGAUAUGAAAUGGCUUUUAUACUUGGUGCUGCUGUGGCAGUUCUUAUCAUUGCAGUGGAUCGAUAUUUAUUGGUCCAACGCAUGUCUCGUGAAAAGCGGGCGCGACUACGAGCCAUGGAUGAGGGUUUACCUCCCACUAUGCCAAUGGUUGUCGAUGAUGAGAUGCUUCAAAAAUACAGUGAACGUGUCCCAAAGGAGGCUAUUGAUAUAGAUAACGCUAUGGUGAAGGAAGAUGCAUACUACAGACGAGCCACUCAACGACGUUUUGAAGAUUUUCGAGAAUUUCUUUUCAUUUAUGAUCCUGAUGGUGUAGCAUCACGUAAGGUUACAACCUCACGUUUCAGUAUUCAGUAUAUGGAUGAAAACCUUAUCCCAAAACGUUGUACUCAUGUCCGUGAGUUUAACUCUGAAGAAAAGAAUAAACAAUAUGUGGAUAUUGCUAAAGAUGUAUCUGAGACACUCAGUACAACCCCAUGGGUUACCCCAGACGCACAGUUCAUCUCACCACUUAUUGCUAAAGGACUUGCAACGAUUCCAAUGAAUUCUCCAGACACUGCCAAGUGGACCUUUAUUGAGUAUAAAGACAACGACACUGGAGCUGACCCUGUGUGUUUAAUGGCACUGAAGAACAAUCGUUUUGCCAAUCUUGGAAUGUGCCAGCGAGUGACGGUGACGGGUAGUAGUAAACUAAGUCCACGACUUGUGGAGAGACGGGAAGCAGAUCUGCAGGCGGGUACACUAACGAAAAGAAAACUUCAGCAGGGAGGAAAGUUACCCGUAAAGGAUCUCUCUGUUCCUCUUGAAAAGAUGAAGCUCUAG
Messenger RNA from Trypanosoma theileri, 1326 nucleotides. RefSeq lists its product as uncharacterized. Gene Ontology annotation, cellular component: endoplasmic reticulum. Gene Ontology annotation, molecular function: protein-folding chaperone binding; misfolded protein binding. The coding region runs from base 1 to 1326 and encodes 441 amino acids. The record is from RefSeq and is a predicted model, not a curated record. The transcript has a single exon. Lineage: Eukaryota; Euglenozoa; Kinetoplastea; Trypanosomatida; Trypanosomatidae.